UGGCCACAACCGUUAUAAAUAGUACUGUACCUGAACGACAAAACCCUUGCCACUGGUUUAAUCUAUACAACACCCCUGUGACCCAGUGACGCAUUAGUGUUGAUAACCCCAACAAUAGCUCACAGCGCCACACAAUAACUGUAUCAGCUGACUCCACCACCUGAUUGCCCUCGACGCUCGCUAUACACAAGAGCUCUUCACCUGUCAGAGUGUGUGUUACCUGUGAGACUCUGACACCAGGACAGGACAAGGGUGAUGGAGGACGCUGAUCUAGUAUGUAGUGAGUGCCGUCAAAAGUACUCGAAGGGGGAGAGGUGUCCUCGGGCACUUUUCUGUGGUCACACCUUCUGCACCCACUGCCUCGACCAGGUCAUCCUCAGGAAGAGCCGACGAUGCCCUAUCUGCACCCGCCCCUUCAUCGCUCUCUCCGCUACCCAGCUCCCUACAGACUUCACCCUACUGAAGCGUGCCUCCUCCAAGACCGAUCCUGGGUCAAGUUUCAAUGUCUCUGGCAUUUCUAGUUACCUGUCCAAGUCUCUGAACUCAGAUCCCCAGAAGAAGAUUCCUUCAAGAACAUUAUCAUCCAAUUCCUCCCCUUCAGAAUUAUCGUCAUCAGUAUCGUCUGUUGCAGCCAAGAAGCCACUGAACUCGUCUUUAAGUUUACAAACAAGUAGUUCCUUAAGGAGUUUGUCCGCCACCUCAGCCAGUCAAGGUUAUAAGUCCACAAUUUCUCCCACAACAACGAAAAGCUUCCACUUACCUUCGAUAGGGACGACUUCACCAACCUAUUCCAUUCUAACACCGAGACUCUCUUCAGUUCCUGCUACUACUACUACUUCUCCCAGCUCCCUCCCCAUCACUCAGGAGACAAAGUCGAGUUCAACCUCCAGUCGAGAAGUAACAGCCUCUCUUAGUAACAACAACAUAUAUGAUGCUAAACUUCCUCGAACACCAACCUUAGAGAAACUCAGCAGUAAAAGUCAACCUCAGGGAUCACUCACUUACAAGCUUCCAACCAUAAGAACUAAACUUAAUAUUGACAAUCAAGAUUCAGAGCCACGUCGAUCGUCGUCUUUAGAUUCUGACAAUGUUGGCGAAGGGUUGAGUGAGGCAUCGGUGAUGGGUCUUCAUGAUAAUUUGAAGAAGACAGAUUCCUGUCCUGUAAGUUCUUCCGAGUCUCCUUCUGCUAAAGAACAGGAUUCCAUCACUUCCUUUAAGCCUUAUACACCAAGAGAUGAAUUCCUCAACAAAAAACCAACAGAUGCCGCCAGUUCAGCAUAUAAGGUAACUUCUACUAGACUCCUCACUGGUUCACCUCAGUUGCCCCUGACGAGCAGAGUGUCGAAGAUUACUGGUCAGGAUCAAAGGUUUGGUGAUCCUUCUGCCCCUGCUCUCCCGAGCACCAAACCUCCACCAGCAACAUCUAAGGACUCUGUGGGGACAACAUUUUCCCUCAAGUCAUUAUCAAGCCUCUCUACUUCUUCACCACAUGUUUCUAGCGGUAAAAAGUCAUCACGAAACGAAGGUAUAUCAUCCAGUACUCCAAGUCAUGUGUUAAAUAUGUGUCGCUCUAUAACAACAAAGUCUAGAAAGUUGUCAAGUGGUGGGGACACAGCCGGCGUUCCUGUUACUGAUGAUCCAUUGCUUCACACCAACACCGAGACUCCAGAAAAACUAUUUACAUCAUCUUGCUGGACAACACAACCACGUGAUCCUAGGGUGGUGUCUUCUCCGGCUCGACAGAACAGUUUCAUCACAGACCUGACGCCCAGUAAAACUCUUCUGUGUGAUGAUGAUGACAAACCUUAUGAUCAAAACAAGGCAGAGUUGGAUCCUGAAAUGAGAAAGACAAAGUCAUUUGAUCUCCAACCACCUGAUGCUGUUCAUCCACCUAUCACAACUGUUGAAGAGACAAUAAACACUGAGAGAGAAAAUUAUCCUUCUCUCCUCAGCCUUGGAGUCGAGGAUACGUCUAGCGAGAAUCUAGGAAAGUCUGAUUCCGUCGAUAACCAUCCUAAAAUCGUCUCCAGUCAUCGAAAAGGAGAAAGAGUUUCAAAAAUGUCAAACGAAGCUCCAAAGAAGGAGAGUUCCCGACCCGCCGUCACGGAUGAUCUUGAGACAACAAACAUGAAGAAUAGAACAAGCAGCCUCAGUCCUGACCGGCCACAGUCUGGUCAUCCGUCAAGAGAAUCCGGAAAGCUUGAGGAGUCAGAGAUCAGAUCGCCUGCGGAUGCACCACGGGACGUCGGGAAACUUGCCCGAUCUUCUUCACUCAGUGCUCGUCUGUCGGCCCGCACGAGUUUCAUCUUAAAAAGCCUCAAGGAGGAGACUGAUGAACACUCAGCAUACAGUAAAAGGCCAGCCAGGGAAGGAAAUAAUGUCCCUAGAAAUGAUCUGAAGUCUCCGGACCUUCCAUCAACGUCUUUCAAAGAUCGCCUCUCCUCCCGCACAAGUUACUUAUCAAGCACUGACGAAGAGAAAGUUGAAAACCCCGUGGAAGUAUCAGGAUCACAUAAUUCUUAUAUGAAGUCGACAAACUCAAGGAUAGAAGUGCAAAGAGCAAAGAGUGACACGACCAAACCAGGCAGUGAUGAGCUGACCAGAUCUCUCCAGUCAGGUACAAGGGAGGUGCCAGAGGGCCGUCAGGGACUAUCACUCUCCCCAUCCCGUGAAAAAAUAAUGCAGAUCAAUAGAUUUACAACGGGUAAAAGUGAGAGUGUUCACCCAGAAGGACUGGAUAUAGUACCAAAUCGACGGGAUUUAAAGCCGCACCUACCGGGCUCUCCUUCAGCAUCCAGUAGUGAAAAAAUGGUGAGCCCCGCUGCUGCUGGAGGCGUGUACACAAGUAAACAGACAGAGGUUAAAUCAAAUAAGCAGAGUGAGGAAGGAGACGCACUACAUGAGGGUACAUCAGUGACUCAGACACGUCAGACCUGUAUUGACAAGGAGCCCAGUGUAAGGCAGAGUUUAAGUAGUCGGUUUCUAGCAUCUAAAGCCGCUAAGCACCCAGACACUGCACCUACAGGCCGGGAUGAACAGAUUAACAAGAAUCUUCACCAAUCAAGUGAUAUCAACGAUGAAGAUGCCGUGUCUGGCACUAAGUCUGCACCAAACACUUCCAUCUAUGAGAGGUACAGUGCCCCCAGUUGGAAGCCAGGGUCUGCUUACUCACGCAUCAGUUUUAAGUCAUCCCAACAGGGUAAAUCACAGAGGUCAUCAGGUCCGGACGCUAAAUCGCCAAAUUCUCAAACUACAGAAAUAGACAAGAAGUCAAACAACAAAUCUGGUAUCAGUUCUUCAACUUAUAAUAACAGAGGCAGUACAGAUUCCUCAAAAGCAACGUCAAGCACCAGUGGAGAGCAUCAAAAUCCUCACUAUCCUUUAUCACCAAGCACACGUCAAGCACUGGCACCAAGACCGUGGUCGGGUUUAUCAGUUCGCAGGCUGCAAGACGUUUACUCGAGAUCUUCCGAAAGUUUUUCGGGUGACAACACCAAAACAGUGUCAGUAACUUCAGCUGAGACCAAGUCACCAAUUUCUCCUCUCCGAGAUGCAGUCAACUUUGAUGCACAACAUAGCACCACGACAGGUGUUCUGGGACCGUCUGGUGACCGAUAUUAUGGCACAGAUUCCAUUGUUCAAGAGAAAACAGAACCAGAAUGUAAGAUAGAGAAACGCCCUACUCUUUACUCACAGAUUAUUUAUCAUGACAAGUUAGCAGAACUGCAAAUAGGAAAUGUGCCAAGUGUCCAGAACGAGGGUGAGAGUGAAGAUGACGCCACUACACAGCCGUCAGGGGAGACAGAACACAGCGAGAAGAUUAAAGAGUUUGAGAAGGACGACCUUGAUGAUCUAGUUGUUGCUACCAUACACACUGACUCUCAUCAUCGACUUACCGGCAGUGACUCGAGGCUCAGAUCCUGUGAUGAACUUGUUGAACCACAAAUUAAAAUUCAAUUUAGCGGUACAGCUGCAAGAAAAAGAUAUCCUCGUCCUGCGACCAAGGAUACCGUGCAGGAUAUCUGGCGCGCGAGGAAAGCGAGACAAAAAUAUUCCAUGGCAGCAACGUCGAAGCAAACUCCCAAAACUUGUGAUGAAAUGCCAGAGGAGGCAGGAGAGGCAGGAGGCAGUCAUCAGCUGCGUCGAGUUCGUCAUUGGGUGAAGGACACCACCAGCAGUGAGUCACCGCAGGCAAGUUUGAGGGCAGAUUCCUCUGAUUUACAGCUCAACCGCCAUCGAUCUAACCUAAAAGGUACAAUUAAUACGACUGGAGGAUCGUCUAGGGCAGCGGCGUCAUCUAUCAGCCAUGACCAGAAGAAGUUUACUCAAGAAAGAGAAAAUGAAUCUGACGAUGAUGACGUGGGUAAUUUUGUACCUGCCAGCACUAGACUGUUUUGUGAUCCUGUUGCAGGAGGCCCUGUGUCCGGAGAUCACGGUGCUCAGGGUCAAGAAGUCCAGACGGAGACACACACAACUACUACACAUGGCGUGAAUGUUACUAGUGAUUUCAGUCAAAAGUCCGACCUGUUUCAGUAUUCUGGUCCUGACAGUGUGGACGCUCACCCGAUAGGAACUACAACACAUAACUCGCCUCGUAAAGUAAAAAUAACCAAUCUUACGCCUCUGGAGACCAAUUUGGACACACUGGAAACUAGGCCGAUGUUGCCAACCACCGAACAAGGGUCGGCUGUAAUAAAUACGGAGCCUGACAGUGGAUUUGACACAAGUUGCACGGACUCAGUAGGACCGUCACCCAACGAGAAUCCUAACAACAUUUAUUUAACUGAUCCUCCUUUUAUCUCAGAGGAGACGGUGAGGGAGCCAUUCACUGUGACCUCUGAAGGACGUCCAGGUGUCGGUUGUUGUUGUAGCACUCAUGGCUCUCUCUUGCACCUAUACUGCAAGUCUUGUGAGAUGUGGGUGUGUGACAGCUGCCUGGACUUGGUGCAUCAACCUCCACCACAGGGACGCUGCCAGGUGGUCACCGCGGCAGACGCUGUCCUCUACAUGAAGAUGGUCCACACGGAGUUCUUCAGCUCGAGAGUCAACACACUGGACCACUUCAGAGAGGAACUGAAGAAGCUCUUGACUGAGUGUGACAACAGCAUCAGGGAACACGACGCCAAUUUAAACCAACUGAAGCUGAAAGUACAAGAGGAAGCCACACUAAUGAGAGGCAUCGAAUCUAUGAGGAACCUCGCGUUGCAGAAGCUGAAGAAGGUGGACUACUGGGAGGAAUUGCUGAGGCAAAACGCUGAACGCAUCAGCCAGUCCUCCUCCUCGCAGGACAUAGUGAGUGCCGUAGAGGCCAACAGAAGCAACAUCCUCACUAGCAUCAUGGAGGACGUCAACCCCUUACAGUUCACUUUGAGCUACUCUUAGCACGUCUAAAGUCUCUCUAUGUUUUACCAUAUUAUAGAAAGCCUUAUCCCUGAGGAGUCCACCAUGGCCACAUCACUGACCCCCUGUGUUUUAGUGUCCAGUGUUUCUCCUACAUGAAGUGAAGUUUUGUUUGAUUACUUGAAAUUAUAACUAUGAUGACAUUUUAAA
Messenger RNA from Homarus americanus (American lobster), 5550 nucleotides. Its product is annotated as mucin-5AC-like. The transcript is spliced from 2 exons. The coding region runs from base 256 to 5382 and encodes 1708 amino acids. The record is from RefSeq and is a predicted model, not a curated record. Gene Ontology annotation, molecular function: zinc ion binding. Lineage: Eukaryota; Metazoa; Arthropoda; Malacostraca; Decapoda; Nephropidae.